This is a messenger RNA of Liolophura sinensis, 874 nucleotides long. RefSeq lists its product as uncharacterized. The transcript has 3 exons. The coding region runs from base 119 to 760 and encodes 213 amino acids. The record is from RefSeq and is a predicted model, not a curated record. Lineage: Eukaryota; Metazoa; Mollusca; Polyplacophora; Chitonida; Chitonidae.
UUGGCCCUGACAAUGUCCCAGGCUAUAUUGCUGUAUUAAAACUGGCAAGCUUCCUGGCUAGCUUGAAAGAACAGCUUACUCCAUUAACAUCGGAGGAGGCAGACAGUCUCAUUAAGUUAUGGAAUGGCUAAAGUUUCCCCUGAGGGUAUCUCCUUCACCAGGGCCUGGUCACUUCAAAAGUCCCAAGAAACAAGUAGCUUUGGGAGUUACAAGCAUCCAAAGAGCUAUUCUUGGACCCAACCCCACUCGGGCUAACUGGCCUGAUUGCAAUCGGUAUGUGGAGGCCACCAUUGAGAAAUUGGUUGCUGCAUACCCGAGCGAUAGGCGGUCUAAGAAAACCAAAACUUCCACCACUCGCUGGAAUCUCAUGAAGAAUGCCUACUCCUGUAUCCAGGGCCUAAUUAUGUCCAACCGCAGGGUGAUGACUGAGACAGAUAUACAGCUCUCAAGUGUUAAUAUUAAGACAAUACAACAGUGGUACAACAAAAAAGGAAAGGAGAAAGACCUACAAGUUGUUCUCCAAGGCAUAGAUCUGCCUCAGCCCUCCAUAUCCUGGACUGGCGCUCCACAGCCGAAAGAUAAGCCAGCCACUUUCAGUGUGGGACAAGGUGAAUCAUUUUCAUUCCCAGACCCUCAAGAUACAGCAGGCAUGGCAAAACUGAAGCGCCCAAGGUUACAACAGGCUACAACGUCUUCACCUACAUUUUCGCCCUGUCGUGCCAGCCACAGCCCACCCCGUGAAACAACCACUUCCACAUGAAACUGCUGCGUCCUCCAUUGGAGUGUGGCCAAGUAUUUCACCUGUGCCCAUAUUACCCUCUGUUGUAUUCCAAAAUAUCAAGUCAACACCAGGUCAGGCUGUGCCCCCGUUGUC